Molecule: messenger RNA, 2840 nt
Organism: Megachile rotundata (alfalfa leafcutting bee)
Lineage: Eukaryota; Metazoa; Arthropoda; Insecta; Hymenoptera; Megachilidae
Source: RefSeq, a predicted model, not a curated record
UAAAGGUACUGCCCCUUUAAAGCGCUGAUCCUCACGCUGAUCCUUGAUAAAAUCCAUAAACUUAUCGCUAUAUUAAAACUUGUAUAAGCAAACCUACGUAACAGUUUCGAUCUCGUCAUUUAUAAAUGGCGCUACUCUUCCUAUCAUCUGAACAAACAAAGUAUUAUCAUUCGUGUUACGCGGCAGCGCCUCGAGUUCGUAUUUGACCACGUUUCGCUCGAAAUUAGCGACGCCGCGUCUGCGUAGAACAGUCCAUUCGCGAAUCAAUACCCUUCAACGAAACUUGUCUCUCGCGAUCCGAGCGUUUCGGUCAGUUUUCGGUGUUGUUUUCGGUCAGGGAUCAUCGACGGCUGGAACGAGAGGGGAAGAUCGAAAUCUCGCUCAGCCCGCGCGACGCAGUACUCGUUUACGUCAGUCGUUACCGAGCCUCGGUUGCGGUCGCAGCCCUAACCGAAUCUGUUCUUUUUUUUCCAACGAGAGCUUUGUCGAGCUCGUUGACGGUCAUUCGGCUCAAUUGAGAGUAACGAUUUCCGGCGAGGCACCGUCGUCGCGCGUUCCAAAACGCGUACGACGAGGACGACGUACGACGAGAAGCGCCGGGAAACGCACUCGAUGAUCGCGACGCGGCACUCGACGUUCGUGGUUCCUCGCGUUACGACAUGCUCCCGCGAACGAGCAAAGUACCGAGCCUGGAUCCGAGGUCCAAGAAAAAAUCCCGCUUCCUCGACUACGUGUGCCGUCGGUCCAACCUCGCUCUGCUGCUGCUGCCGAUCGCGCUUCUGGCCAGCCUCUACGCGGUCUCCUCCGACAAGAACUUCACGUUCGAGCCUCGUCUCGCGUUCUACGGCUCCUACAACGUCGCGGAAGGAACGGUGGACGGCUACCUGGUGUGGAACUCUCGAUGCCAGAUGCUGUCGAAGGACCCGCUGGACCCGUCGAUCCGGGCCUACGUGAAGAAGGAAAAGUAUCAAAAUUGCUCGAACAAGCCUCUGCUCAGCGGAGUGUCGCGCGACGAGAACGGCAGCGUGCUUCUGCACCUGAACCCGACCGACCUGCCUCCCGGCCUCGAGUGCUGCUGGGCGUCUAUCUAUCGCCCCAGCGACGAGCCGUCCGAACAGAUCAAACGGCCCGCCAACGUAGACUCGUCGAUCGUGGUGAAACGGUGCGAGCGAUUCGAGCGGGAAGCUAGGCUGCCCGAGGACGCGCGAGCGGUCAUGGUGAGCUGCACCGCCAAGUGGAAAAAGCCCGUCUACCAGAACGUUCACGCGAUACUCGGCGUCGAAAAGGUCCGAGAUCGCUUGCGACGUAAUAGGACCAGCGACGGUCCGCUGUCCAGAAAGUUGAGCGUCUUGCUGCUCGGCAUCGACAGUGUUAGCCGCCUAAACUUUAUACGCAGCGCGCCUAACACGGAGAGAUACCUGCGCGAGACCGGAUGGGUCCGCAUGAACGGGUACAACAAGAUGGGAGACAACACCUUCCCGAACCUGAUGGCGAUCCUCACCGGACAGAGCCAAGCGCAGGCUUACUCCAGGUGCAAGCCUACCGUGCCGCACAAGCUCGACCAGUGCCCGUUUAUUUGGCGGAACUUCCGCGACGCGGGCUACGCCACCGCGUACGGCGAGGACGAGACUAGCUUAAACACCUUCAACUACCUCAAAACCGGCUUCGUGGAACCCCCGACCGACUACUAUCUGCGUCCGUACAUGCUCGCUUGCGAGAAGCUGCUGAAGACCAAGAGAAGAUUCGGCCUAAAGUACUGUACCGGCCCGGAGUCCAGCUUCGACAGGAUUCUGGACUACGCGGUCGAGUUUGCGCGAGCGUUUCUAGGCCUGCCGUACUUCGGGCUGUUCUGGACCAUCAGCGCCAGCCACGAGAACGCGAACGGGCUGUCGUCGAUGGACGACCAGCUGCUGGACAAGAUGAAGACGCUGGAGCGAGAGGGGGUGCUGAACGACUCGAUGAUCGUGUUGCUGAGCGAUCACGGCAUGCGGUGGGGUCCGAUACGGAGCACCUUCGUCGGCUGGUACGAGGAGAGGCUGCCGUUUCUGUACCUGUGGCUGCCGGAGUGGUUUCGGGAGGAGUUGCCGGACGCGUAUCCGUCGCUGCAGACGAAUCAGCACCGUCUGGCCUCGCCGUUCGACCUGUAUCAGACGCUUAGACAAGUGCUGGAGCUCUCGGGAGGUCGAGCGGACCCGUCGCCGGGGUGUCCGGAUUGUCAUAGCUUGCUUGAGCCGCUGCCCCGCGAGCGAGGGUGCUCCGACGUCGGCGUCUCCUGGUGCACCUGCACCGCGUUCGAGCCGGUGGAUAUGGAUGAUCCAUUGGUUCAACGAGGAGCGGAGUUCUUCCUGGACCACGUGGAGAGGCUGCUGGCUACUUACAAGGACCGCAAGGGCAGACGACUGUGCGCGAAGCUGAGGCUGAAGAAGAUGCUGCGAGCGGAUCGCGCGGUCGACUCGAGCAGUUACGCCUAUUUUUACACUAUUCAGGUCAGUCCGGGUGACGGCAAGUUCGAGGUCACCGUGCGGUACCACAACGGGACGUACAGCGUGUCCGACCACGACGUCAGCCGGAUCAACUCUUACGCGAUCGCCGCCAAGUGUCUCGAUCGCGGUAUGAAACAGUAUUGCUAUUGCCUCCGAUAGACUCGGGUCUAAAUUCGGGACAGUGGAAUCGGUGCCAAAAUCCCUGCUACAGGAUCUUUCGCAUUCGCCAAAAACGCUCGCAUAUGUACAGGUAUAUUUUACUACGUCUAAACGCAAGUUUUACACCAAAGACGCGUGAGGAAUCGGAUCGAGGCGCGAAUCGAUCCGCGUGACCAAUAAAUCGCGUUUAACAAGGAA